UCGUGAUAAUGUGUUAGUGGGGUGCAAACGAAAGAAUUUCGGAAGUGAUGUAAUAAGUAGACGACUUUUUACUUUUUUAAAUUCCAUGUUUUCUAAGAAAAUUAAUUAAAAGUUAGCUUGAUUUAAUAUUUAUGCAUGUUCCCUUUAAUAAUUCUGUAAUGACAUUAUUUAUAAACAAACCUUAUUAUAAGAAAAUAAACCCCGAAAGACAAUAGUUUUUUUGCUUGUUAAAUACCUAAAAACGUUUCUAUUAUCAUAUUGUUUAGACAGAUUAAAUAAAAUGUUGUGUCAGUAUUCAUAAGUGAGUUCCCAUCAGCACGAACUCUACGCGACAGCUCUAAAAACUUUUUUUAUUCUGUCUUAUUCAAGUUGAAAAUUAAGUUGCAUGGUUUAAAUCUAAACUUGCUUUUAAAAAUUUUUUAAUUAACUUAUUUUUUAAGAGACAAAAAUGAAAACUUGAAAAUAAUAAAUAAAUGAGUGCUUUCCAAGUUACAAAAAGAAAUCGAAAGGAAAUGGCUGAAAAAUUGAACAGCAACAAUUCAAAUGAAUCGAAUCAGAUUCUGAAUAAACAUGUUCUUCAAGUUCUUUUAAAAACCAUAAAGGAUAAUGAAAAUUUGAUGGAAGAUCGUCGUACCAGUCUCAGUCCCGUUGGAACAAAGAUGACUUUAGGCGUUGGAGUUUCACUGUUUAUCGGUGGUGCAGCAAGCAUCUACCUGAUUUUACAAACUGCUAAGUUGUUUAGCAAAGUGAGUCAACGAAAAAUUUCUCAAAAGAAAAGUUCCGAUAAAUGUGUUCAUUGUGACGCCAAAGUGGAUUUGGAUAAGCUAAAAGAGUUUGUGACCUGUAAAGGUUGCGAUAAACUUGCAUGUUAUAAUCAAAAAUGCUCUGAAUUUGUUUAUGGAUUGAAUGUGUGGGAAUGUGCAAGGUGCCAGAAAAAUCGUGUGAUUCAACAAAGAGCUGGUGAGUGGCUUUUAAAUCAACUGAAUCAGAUGAAAGACAACGAUGAAGUGACUAAAAUAAAUAAGGAAGACACAAUGAAUAAUAAAUAUGAAGAGCAAAAUCUCGCCGCUUUUGUUUCCCAUGAGCAACGUGAUAAAGUUCGUCAAUUCAUCGAAGAGUUGCUGGCAAAACUUGUUGAUGGUCCACUGGAUGAUGUAACUGUUGGACAAGUUUCUCGUUUGCCGUUGAUUGGCCCAAUUCCAGCAAAUGUCACUCAUCAUGAGCUGAAGAUGUUUAUUCAGGAAAUAUGCGAAGACAUUAUGAAUCUACCUAGAAAAUUCAAUUUUUCUGGUGUUUCAAGUAAAGCAGAAGAACCAUUGCCUUAUUUUGAUCCAAAAAAAUAUGAACAGCUGUUAGCUACAGCCGUCUUAAACAAGAUGACGGAUUUUUACCAGAAUCCAAAUGAUAAAAAUUCGCAAAACAAUAGUUCUGGUGUGCAUUCGGACAUCGAGUUGGAUAGCAACCAUAAUCACCUGAAUGAAAAAGCUGUGAUUGAUUUAAUGGUUGAGCGAGAUGAAGCCAUAAAGCAGAAAGUCAAUUCCCAAACCAUAGAAAAACACCACUCCAAAGCUGACAAUGAAAAUCAUUUGUCAGAUUACAUUCAGAUUGACAUUCAGUCGGCUAAUUCAUCAAAUGCCACUGACGCUACAUGGGAAGACAAUUGGUUAUUUAAAAAAAGAAAAUUGAAGACUGAAAAUCAAUCGAUUGCAAUGCUCGUGCCAUCGCCAACUGAGGAUAUAAAGGCAUUGAUUGGCGACAAGAAUGCUGACGAGACAAGCGAUUUAUCAGAGAAUUCUGACAUCGAAGAAGAGAGUAAAUUUAGGAUUGUUACAGACAAGAAGGUUGCUGAAGAAAAUGUGUACAAAAAAUUUACCCAAAUCACAGCACAUGACAGCCUGAAAUCGAUGCAAUCAUUGACUAGUCUGGAGAUUGGACCUGGAACAAUAACUGAAGCAAAAAACAAUCUUUUACUUGUCAAUGAUCCAAUUUUGAACACACCAGAAACCAUUCAAAAAACCGGUGACUUCAAAAUCAACGAACAAGUGACAGCAAAUAUGAGUGCUUUGUCAGAUUUAUCAGUUCAGAUUAAUGAAUCAACAGAAGAAGAUUUUGAUUCGAUGGUUAGUCCUACGCAAGUUCGCGAACAUAAGAAAAGUAUUGAUGAUGAAUUUGAAAAGUUAUUGAUGGAUGAUAACAACAACAGCAAGGGCUCAAUUUCAUUACCAAAUACAGUGAAGAAUAACAAAAGAAGCAGCACAGAAGAUAAACCUUCAAUAAAUCCUGAUUGGGUAAUGUUGCCUAAUAAUGAAGAAAAGAAACAAUUGGAAAGUCUUAAUUUUGGUGCUCAGUCUAUAACUGAACUUAAUAAACUACAAAUAUCACAUACUAUUGACGAUUCACACACUGUACAAACAGAAAUAUGUCGAAAUGAUGAUAAGCCAGUAGUGGUUGCACUAAGUCCAAAGCAUAAUCGAUAUAGUAGUCCGUUGUUUGAGAAACUUCUGUCGCAACCAAUCGAACCUGUGAGAGUUGCAACCACCCAAGAAGUGAAAAAUAUUCCUGAUGAUCAGUCAAUUUCUAGGAUUCUGCAAACAGCCAGCUUAGUAGCAAGUGUAGAACCAAAGAUGAAAGUUUUAGAAAAUGUAGAAGACGUAAAAUUAACAACAACUAAUAAAACUAAUCAAAAAAAGAGUGAAGAUGCUCUUGAUGAAGAGUUUCUAAAACAAUUUUCAGUUCCAGAAAAGCGUUCGAGUAUUAAUGAUCCCGAGAAAGUUUUGAUGGAGAACGUUGUUCCGGGUUCAAUUGCUGACCGUGAACAUCGAAAAUGGUUGCAUGCUCCACCAAUUGCUAAUAAUCCUUAUUCAACUGAAGCGCUUCAGAGACGUUUGAGUGAACCUGAUCAAAAACAAAAGACUUUAGAUUUAAGCAACAACUCAAAAAUUGUCGAUGCCUUAGUUGAAGAAUCAAAUUCAAUGGAUACUGAUAAUGAUGAGGAUCAAGAAGUUUUUCAACAGCGAAAACUUGACAUUAAGAAAUACAAACGUGAUUACUACAUCAACGAUGCAACAGAAGCUCAUUUGAAUCGUACAUCUUAUGGCUCAAAUUCAUCAACAUCAUCAAACAUAAAAACAGAUGACGAUCACCAAGAUAAAAGUUAUUUGCUUGAGAAACUUUUAAAUUCAGUUUCUGAAUCAUUGUCGUUUGAAUCGAGAAAUUAUGAAUCUUGUGAAUAUCUUAAAGAUGAACGCUCUGAUAACGUUACUCUUUUGGUUUCAAUCAGUGAAAAAGGUUUCAGUCCACCCACGUUACAAACUAGUGAUAUCGACACAACAGCAGGUGGCUUGAUAACGCUAGAUCAAGUAAUUGUUUCAACGAGUCAUGAAAAAUUGUCGCUGACUCCUAAAUCAGAGAAGUCGAAUGACAAUAGUCUCACGUACAGCGAAAAUUCCGACACGACCCGAGUUUACAACUUGAAUACGGGAGAGACAAAAAUUAUCGUUCCUAUUGUUGAAAGUCCAGUUAAAUUUGGUCAGCAAUUCUUCGACACUUCAACGAAAAAGGUUCAGACAAUUCGUAAAAUGGAUGACGAAGUCACGACUGUUAUCAGAACAUCACACCGCAGUCUACACAAUGGCAACAACGUUUCGGAAACCUAUGAAGACAAACAAGUUAUAGAGCCGGAUGUUGUUGAAAGUCUGCCAUCAGUGAAAAAACUUGCCGAAAUUUAUGGCAAGGAAGCUUCAUCCACACAAGAUAUAAUACUUAAAAAGCCCAAGACUUUUUCGGCAACAAGUGAAAAUGGCAUUGAGACCACUGCACAUCAAGCAAUCACUAAAACAACAUCGGAAGUACUUGGCCCCAGUUAUAAUAACAACUAUCAUCCGGCAGCUCCAAUUGCAUCGAUAACAGCGAGAAGUAUUCCUUCACAAAUUAGAGCUGACUUAAAAAAAUCUAUUUCUUACGACGAAGAGUCAAUUGUGCGUCAUAAUGAGAGGGAAGGAAGUCCAGAAAUUCAACCAGGCGUCACACGUAGCAGCAUCGCUUUCUUUGAAAACUUAAAAAAUAACUGAAAGCGAAGAUGGGUUUUAACUUCUUUUAAGAUUCAUAAAAAGAAGUUUAAAAGCCUGUUAAGAUUUUAAUUUAAUCUAUUUCGUUUUAUUUCAUAUCCCAAAGAGAUUUAAAUAUUAAGCAUUGUUAACAUGUUGUUGUGCCAUUUACGUUACUUCUUAUUUUAUCAAUAUUUUUCUUAGUUAAUCAGAUUUUUUUGCCGUCAAAGUUUGUACUCGUAAAAUUGCAGUUUUUGUCAUAAUAUUAUGUUUUGUUGUAUUCGUAAAUCUAAUUUGUUAUAAUUAUUACAGAACAUUAAAUAAAUUCUGAGAUUUCCAAUA
Molecule: messenger RNA, 4388 nt
Organism: Clunio marinus
Lineage: Eukaryota; Metazoa; Arthropoda; Insecta; Diptera; Chironomidae
Source: the annotation of a GenBank genome assembly